AUGGUCGGCUUCGAGCUCCUGUCUGCAGCGUUCCUGCUCUCCUUUGCUUGUGCCCAGAUCUUGGUCCCGCCAGGCAACGUCUCAUCCGGAUACGUGGAGCCAUCCGGGCCUCAGGCGCUGUCCUUCAGCGUAUCUGACAAUGCUCGACAAAUCAGCUGGUUCUUCACGCCCAACGGCUUCGCUGUAGUGGAGGGCGACAUCAUUUACGGAACGAUCGAGGACUUCAACCGGGCAGUGAUCAACAUCACCUACAACUCGGAAAGUGACCUCAACACCGCCGGCACCAGCGCCAACACCACCGCGCCCGCGCGCCGCAGGAGCAUCAUCCCGCCAGCGCCUCAUGCCGUCAAACGCGCCAACUCCGUGUUCCCGGGAUCCUCUGCGCUCUGGCCUGAUGGGAAUAUCCUCUAUCGCUAUGCUGAUCAAGAGACCGAGGACGCGCUGUCGUUGUACACGGACGCCGCCGCCAACGCCUGGCAGGAGGCCGUGCCUUGCCUCAAUUUUACCAAGUUGCCCAACGGUGUCGGCGGCUCGGACCCGAUCGUGACGGUCUACGCCAAUGUUCCAAACCAGGGAUACUGCUUGGCAUCGCUGGGAUUCAGCCCUUUCGGUACAAUCAUGUCGCUGGACACGGGCGGUGGUUGCGGCGUUCCAGAGUUGAUCCACGAAUGGGGACACAUCCUGGGCUUGUACCACGAGCAGAAGAGGCCGGACAGCUUCGCCAAGAACCCGUUCCAAUGCCAGAACCUCAUCGACUAUCCCUUUGGAAUACUCACGGCGGAGGCCGACGCCAACUGCUGUGGCAAGGAGCCCAACUACGGCUGCUGUGGUUGGGCCUGCCAAUUCACCCCCCAAUUCGACCUUUACAACGUUCAGGACCCCGUCAACGGCGAGUACGACCUCGACAGCAUCAUGCUCUACCGCAAUGACGCCUUCGCCAAGCCUGGCACGCUCACCCUCCUCAACGGGCCCAACACGUUCAUUAAUCCGCAGCAGCUCUCCGCCGGCGACAUCAACCGCAUCAAGGCACUCUACGGCUGCCCGCCCGACAAACCCCAGCCGCCCAAGUGUCCGAAGGGCUGCGACCCGACGAAUUACCAGAACAAAUGCAGCUUUCCCACGGCGCCCGUGUGCAUCUACCCGUCACCGAGCACUCCAAAUCCGAGGGCGGCAUGCGCGUGCCGUGCGGGAUACAAGGCCACGACAUCGGGCAUUCCAGACAACGACACCACCAAGCAGUGGCGCCUGCCGGCACCGGAGGGGAAUUUCCGCGUCUGGGUGGCUGAGGACGUCGCGUGCGACACGCUGUGCGAUAAGCCGUCGGGCACUGAGAGCUGUCGCGAGGUCGCGGAGUUGCCGGCGGAAUGCUUGCGCAAUUGA
Messenger RNA from Endocarpon pusillum Z07020, 1380 nucleotides. RefSeq lists its product as uncharacterized. The transcript has 2 exons. NCBI's taxonomy places the organism in Eukaryota, Fungi, Ascomycota, Eurotiomycetes, Verrucariales, Verrucariaceae. Gene Ontology annotation, biological process: proteolysis. The coding region runs from base 1 to 1380 and encodes 459 amino acids. Gene Ontology annotation, molecular function: zinc ion binding; metalloendopeptidase activity. The record is from RefSeq and is a predicted model, not a curated record.